Amaranthus tricolor (Joseph's coat) is the source of this 666-nucleotide messenger RNA. RefSeq names its product ras-related protein Rab2BV-like. Gene Ontology annotation, cellular component: endosome. Gene Ontology annotation, molecular function: GTP binding; GTPase activity. The transcript has 2 exons. The record is from RefSeq and is a predicted model, not a curated record. NCBI's taxonomy places the organism in Eukaryota, Viridiplantae, Streptophyta, Magnoliopsida, Caryophyllales, Amaranthaceae. The coding region runs from base 1 to 666 and encodes 221 amino acids.
AUGGCUUAUAAAGUUGAUCAUGAAUAUGAUUAUCUAUUCAAGAUUGUUUUAAUUGGGGAUUCAGGGGUCGGUAAAUCCAAUAUUUUGACAAGGUUUACCAGAAAUGAAUUUUGCUUGGAAUCCAAGUCCACAAUUGGUGUUGAAUUUGCUACGAGAACAUUAGAGGUAGAAGGAAAAAGGGUAAAAGCCCAAAUAUGGGACACAGCAGGACAAGAAAGAUACAGAGCCAUAACAAGUGCAUAUUACAGAGGAGCCGUAGGAGCCCUAUUAGUGUACGACAUCACCAAGAAGCAAAGCUUUGACAACGUGGUCCGAUGGCUCCGCGAGCUGAGGGACCAUGCGGACGCCAACAUUGUUCUCAUGUUAGUUGGAAAUAAGUCGGAUCUUCGGCAUCUCAGAGCCAUUCCUGAGUAUGAUGGUCAACUUUUUGCUGAGACUGAAGGACUUGUUUUUCUAGAAACUUCUGCUUUUGAUUCUACUAAUGUUGAUAACGCUUUUCAAAGGAUUCUUGUAGAUAUUUACCAAGUUAUUAGGAAGAAAGCUUUGGCUGCUCAAGUACAACCUGCUGUUGUGCCUCCUGGAACUGCUAUUCAUCUUGGGAAUAACCAAAAUAAUAAUAAUAAUGUUAAUAAUAAUCUUGACAAAAACACCUGCUGCUCUAACUGA